UUUGGCUUCCGAGAAAUUCAAUGAAUAUUGUGGAGCCUGCAGUACAAAAGUGAAGGAGAAACCUAUGAAAAAAUGGCGACUCUUUAAGAAGCACACGAAAGUUUUCGACUUUGAGAAGCAAAUUAGAUAAAAUAAAAUCUUUCUGUCCAUUUCACUCACAAAAUUUGAAGGGCUCUCUCUCAAUUUCGAGUUUUUCAUUUUUCAUCAUCAGUCUUUUGUUAUCCGGAGAAAAAAAUCUAAUCUUGAAUGGUGAAGAGAGGAGGAGCGACGACGCUAGCUGAGGAUGCACCAUGGCGAGUUUCGUCAGUAAGACCAGUGCCUAAGAUCAGUCGCUCACCUGUUCUUUCUAUCUCUCAAAGCCCUGAAACCGAUUACGCCAUUUCCGUCAUGAAGCAUCCGAAUCCUGUGGGAGGUGGGUUUGCGAUGGAAGCUGUACUUGAAUCUGCAGGACCUGAAUGCGUGGUUCCUGGUCAAGUCACACCUGUUCGGUUACUUGGUGUCAAGGUGUGGCCGGUUGAAGUUGAUCUUAAAUUUUUGGAACCAGUGGGAAAAGAGCUGAAAAUGCUUGGAAAGUUCAUGGACAACGCCGUCGAGCUGAUGAAUAAGUCCUUCAUUGACCGUUAAGCACUAUGGAUAAAAGGAUACAUACUUGUCAAGGUUCUACGUCUGGAGUUUUGGAAUUGCGGGAGAUCUGUCUAGUCGCCGGAACUUGUUAAGAGGCAGAGAGAUCCAAUAUGAGCAACGUUGAAUAUGGUGUGUGUGUUUGUAUAGAGAAUUUUACAAACAGAAUCUAUAUGCUAUAUCAAAUCAUUGGUUUGAAUGAUAAUUGUAAGAAUGUCUUUAAAGGUUGUUAUCUUCAAGUCUUC
This is a messenger RNA of Camelina sativa (false flax), 866 nucleotides long. RefSeq lists its product as uncharacterized. NCBI's taxonomy places the organism in Eukaryota, Viridiplantae, Streptophyta, Magnoliopsida, Brassicales, Brassicaceae. The record is from RefSeq and is a predicted model, not a curated record. Gene Ontology annotation, cellular component: chloroplast envelope.